Messenger RNA from Prorocentrum cordatum, 219 nucleotides. Lineage: Eukaryota; Dinophyceae; Prorocentrales; Prorocentraceae. The record is from the annotation of a GenBank genome assembly.
GCGGGCCGGACGGGCCAGCGCUGCCCGAGCGCGGGGGACAUGGCCGCUGGCUCUCCGAAGGAGGAGCUGAAAGGGGCUGCCGGAAGGAAAUUCGAUGAUUCCGCUCGGACGGCUUCGUGCUGCCGCCAGGCCUUCGUUACGACCUCUCCCGCGUUGGACGACAGCCUGGCAUAUGGGGACGCCACCGUGAAGAAUGGCAACACCGCGUGGGACACGAAG